This is a messenger RNA of Fomitiporia mediterranea MF3/22, 687 nucleotides long. Its product is annotated as O-methyltransferase. Lineage: Eukaryota; Fungi; Basidiomycota; Agaricomycetes; Hymenochaetales; Hymenochaetaceae. Gene Ontology annotation, molecular function: S-adenosylmethionine-dependent methyltransferase activity; O-methyltransferase activity. The record is from RefSeq and is a predicted model, not a curated record. The transcript has 4 exons. Bases 1 to 687 code for a protein of 228 amino acids.
AUGACUGAUUAUGUAUUCCCGAGUACUGCAGACCUUGCAAAGUCUGAUGCCUACAUACAGAGCAUCCUGGACCCUCAUGGUGACCCUGCACUCGAAGCUGCAACUCAGAAUAGACAGGCCAACGGUCUUCCCGAGAUCUCUGCCGGGCUUCAGUUUGGUAAAUUCUUGAAGCUCACUGCGCAAGCUGUUAAUGCAAAGAGGAUCCUAGAGAUUGGGACUCUUGGAGGUUACACUGCUAUAUGGCUUGCUAGAGCGCUACCUGAGGGUGGAAAGCUGAUUACACUCGAGAUAUCCGAUAAACACGCUAAGGUUGCACGAGAGAAUAUUGAUCGCGCCAGUUUGUCAUCCAAGGUUGAAGUUAAAGUCGGGCCCGCCAUCAAUACGCUGAAGACUCUAAACCCCGACGAGCCGUUCGAUCUUGUUUUCAUCGAUGCGGACUGGGAGAGUGUUCGCGUUUACUUCAACGAAGCAAAGAGAUUAGCAAGAAAGGGCGCAGCGAUUGUUAUCGAUAACGUGAAUUAUGACGCGAAAGUUGCAUUGGAACCCGAAGACACGAAGGAAGCGUAUAUUAGGUCGAUCAAGGGUCUCCUCGAUCAGUUGAAGGAGGAUAAAGAGGUUGACGUGACGAUCCUUGGGAUAGCAGAAUACAGACGGUUCGAUGGACUACUGUACGCAAUUAAGCAGUGA